Molecule: messenger RNA, 2819 nt
Organism: Chilo suppressalis (striped riceborer)
Lineage: Eukaryota; Metazoa; Arthropoda; Insecta; Lepidoptera; Crambidae
Source: the annotation of a GenBank genome assembly
CACCCUAUGUCAAAUUGGUUGGCAUGGAAACGGAGUUGUUUAUCAAUAAAAUAUUUUAGGGAAAAGUUCGUUUUGUCGUUUUGUCAAUAUCAGCCACAAAUUAAUUUAGAAUCUCGAUGAUAAAAAAAUGACGGAGCCAAAGAUGAAAAUACAAGAUAACCCAAAAAGAGUGCUGGAGCCAUACAUAAUUGCGUUGCAAAGUGAAUCGAAAAUGGCUCGUAAAGAAGCUCUCCUUAGCAUCAACAAAGAGAUAUUUGAUAACCCCGAGCACGAGGAUUGUGACUUGACUGUAGUGUUCCCUGAGAUAUACGCCUAUGUGCUGAAAAGUUUUUCAGAUGCUUCUGAAGCUUGCCGUGAGGCUUCCGCUAUGAUUAUUUCAAAUUUUGUCGAUCGUUUGCCCCUCAAUGAUUAUUACUUGACAUAUAUCAUGCCUGUGAUAGUCCGCCGUAUUGGUUGCCCUGAAAUAAUUGAAGAAUCUGAAGAAAUACGUUUGGUUCUAAUAGAACUUGUCCACAGGAUAAUUGAAAAAUAUAAAUCAACUCAUCUGCUUAGCUCGUUCAUGAAUGAUUUUACAAGUAUAUUAAGCAAGACAAGUGCCGACCCAUUUCCCAAAGUGAAGUUGGAAGCAUGCGAAUGUAUAGUUCUUGUGACUAAAGUUCUCCAAAGAGACUUUCAUUUUCAAUCUGAAAGCUAUGUGAAACCAGUACUGUCAAAUUUUUCUCAUCAACAUUUCAGAGUUCGAGUUGCUGCUGUAAAAACAAUUGGUGCCAUAGUACAGGCAGGAAAUGUAAAAUGUUUUGAAUUGUCAAUCACACCAAUGGCAGAAAAACUAUUUGAUGAAAAUACACAGGUUCGCUUGCAAGUCACUCUUGAGGUUGGCAACUGGAUGUUAAACUAUAGGGAUAGAUACUCAUUUUGGCACCGCAUGAUACCUCUACUAUUGACUAGUCUAAGUGAUGUAAUGGCUGAUGUUAGAGAAACAGCAACGAGGCUCUGGGAUGACAUAGGCUCACAGUAUAUGGAGGAAAAUGAAGAAGAUCUUAAGAAGCGGACUGAUUUUCUAAAAGAUGUUCCAUCACAUUACCCUGAUAUUAAGAGGCCAAACCUUGGAUGUAGACAUCUGGUGCAAACCAACAUUGGGAAAAUAGUGCCUGCUAUUGGACGAGAAAUGGAGGGUUGGCAGGCGGACGCGCGCCUCCGCUCGUCUCAGCUACUGUGUUGGCUCAUAUUGUGCGCGGAAGAGGGCGCCACGCAACAUGCCAAUACUAUUGUUAGGACCUUGCAUCGAGGUGCUGCCGAUGACGACCCUAGGGUCACGUUGGAGAUCAAACGUGCAUCGGAAUUGUUUGGUUACUUCAUCCAACCAGCUACGUGGUGGCCCUUGCUGGAAGCCGAGGUGGAUUCGUGGGGCGCCUUGCUCGUUAUAGCCAAUAUUAUCAAAGGUUCCCGCCCAGAAUUGGUUAAGGAGAAAGUUCUGAAGGAACUUACCAAAGAGCUGGCGGAUCCUGAUAGAUGUCGAGUGAGGAAGCCGAAGUAUCAAACCAACUUGCUCCACGUGACAGAAGCCCUGAUGGACCUGUGUAAGAAAGACUGCAUACCUGUUGCUGAGGACCUGUUCAUCAUCAACUUCACAGUGUACGCUAUGCCUGUGGAUGAUAGUAUACAGUUCAUGGCGCUAUCGAAUUUGGAUAAGCUACGGUACAUAGAGAAUUGUGGUCGCACUCUCACCAGCCUGUAUGACAAGCACAUUCGUCGCGUACUGGCCGAUAUUACCAGCGAUGCAUUAUCAUGGACCCUGUUGUCACCAGACCGAUGUCUUCUCGAGUGUGUGCUUAUGCGAUCAGGAUCAGCCAUGGGUGGUCAGCUACACCUGAUCGCUCCUCUCCUCAAGGAGUGUCUGGCUACGCCGAAAGUGGACCCGGAGGUGAGGCUGAAGAUCUUCACCGCUCUCUCCACGGUGCUGCUGCAGCGGCAGAACAAUUUCUGCAAGUGCGACAGUGAUAAACUGGAGGCAUUCCUCAAGGUAGUCAUCGAAGACGUGAUAAUGCCGAACCUGGUGUGGUCAGCGGGCAGGAUAUCCGAAGCUAUUCGUACGGCGGCAAUCGCAUGCUUGAGCUCCGCUCUACAAGAAUCGCCGCAGAACGGUGACGUCAUUAGCGUCGACAAGGGAGGCGACGGCGAUAAGAACGAAAAGGAAGUAAACCUAUUCCCAACCAGAGAGUCCCUAGAGCCGUUCAUAGACAAGAUGGCGCCGCUUCUAGUAGGCCUCGCUGAUGACAACUCGACUCUUACGCGGCAACACUCGUUGCGAGCCAUAUGCUACCUCAGCAAUUUGGCGAAGCAACGCGGAUGCUUCUCUGCUGAAGUCUUGAACAAAAUAUACUUCGUGGUGAUAAAACGGCUCGACGACAGCAGCGACAAGGUGCGCUCGUACGCCGUACAAACUUUAUGUACGCUGUUUAAGAACAGGCCCGACCCGUACGAUAUUGUAGUGUACGGGGCACACAUCGACGCUUUAUAUAGCGCGAUGUUAAUACAUCUUGACGAUACCGAGGAGUCGUUCAGAAAAGAAGUCCUGGACGCCCUCCUGAAACUGUGUGAUAUUGACCCACGGUUGUUGCUGAAGAAAGUACAGGCGAAUAUUCACCUGUACAGGAAUAAGGCUGCAUACGAGCGUCUUUCCGUUCAAGCUGAGAAACUAGUCAAGCCUUAGAGAGAAACUAGUCAAGCCUUAGAUUUUAAAUGAGUAAUGAUGAAGUGCCUUUAUUUAUGUUUACUGUGUCAAUGUUCUUCAGUUAAUGCUAUUACGAUUAUUAAAG